AAAUCAUGCCUUUGAUCUCGCUUUUCGUAUUCACCAUUGUAUAAAUCUCACACCUUUGCGCAUCCUCUUCUCUCCUCCAUCGUCGAUCCGUUGCCUCCUUCGUCCGGGAAGGAGAUCCAAGAUCAGAGAUCGUCUCCCCAGUUGCGUUCUUCGUUGAGCAUUGUAUUGUAGAAGAUGGCCGACACUGAGGAUAUCCAGCCCCUUGUUUGCGACAAUGGAACUGGCAUGGUCAAGGCUGGGUUUGCCGGUGAUGAUGCUCCUAGAGCAGUAUUCCCUAGCAUUGUUGGUCGUCCUCGUCAUACCGGUGUCAUGGUUGGGAUGGGGCAAAAGGAUGCAUAUGUUGGGGAUGAAGCACAAUCCAAAAGAGGUAUCCUCACUUUGAAAUACCCAAUUGAGCAUGGUAUAGUGAGCAAUUGGGAUGAUAUGGAAAAGAUCUGGCAUCACACGUUCUACAAUGAGCUCCGUGUUGCCCCAGAGGAACACCCUGUGCUUCUUACUGAAGCUCCUCUCAACCCUAAGGCGAAUAGAGAGAAAAUGACUCAAAUUAUGUUUGAAACUUUCAAUGUCCCUGCAAUGUAUGUUGCCAUUCAGGCUGUGCUUUCCCUCUAUGCUAGUGGUCGUACAACAGGUAUUGUGCUCGACUCUGGUGAUGGUGUGAGUCACACUGUUCCAAUUUAUGAGGGCUAUGCUCUCCCCCAUGCUAUUCUUCGUUUGGAUCUUGCUGGUCGUGAUCUCACAGAUGCCCUGAUGAAGAUCCUUACUGAGAGAGGCUAUUCUUUUACUACAACGGCAGAGCGGGAAAUUGUCAGGGACAUCAAGGAGAAGCUGGCAUACAUUGCCCUUGAUUAUGAACAAGAGCUGGAGACUGCCAAGAGCAGCUCGUCUGUGGAGAAGAGUUACGAACUGCCAGAUGGGCAGGUCAUAACCAUCGGUGCAGAGAGGUUCAGGUGCCCUGAGGUACUCUUCCAGCCAUCCUUGAUCGGCAUGGAAGCUGCUGGAAUUCAUGAGACCACAUACAACUCCAUCAUGAAAUGUGAUGUGGAUAUCAGGAAAGAUCUUUAUGGCAACAUUGUGCUCAGUGGUGGUUCAACCAUGUUCCCUGGAAUUGCUGACAGAAUGAGCAAGGAAAUCACAGCACUCGCCCCGAGCAGCAUGAAGAUCAAGGUGGUUGCUCCCCCUGAGCGGAAAUACAGUGUCUGGAUUGGUGGUUCUAUCCUUGCUUCCCUUAGCACCUUCCAACAGAUGUGGAUUUCAAAGGCAGAGUAUGAUGAAUCCGGCCCCUCGAUCGUCCACCGGAAGUGCUUCUAAGUUUUCCAUUUUACAGUAUAUAGUCAGUCAUCUUUCUGCAGUUUUUACGGUAUAUAUAUGUGGAGUGGCAUUUGCGAUGUAUUUGUGGUAGAUUGAGGUUGAUGAUUGAGCCUCGUGGUUUUCAGUACUGCUUGUGUUUGAGAAGAAGAGUUUCUGGACCCUUAGAGAGAUGAUUCCUUUUCUAGUGGACAUUUCUUGGCAUUUGCUUCUGGUAUUGGAUGGUGUUAUUGUUUUCAUUUUCUAAUUUUUCCUGGCUAGUUGUGGUAUGUAUCAUGGUCAUUAGUUUGUUCUGUUGUACCAGAAACACUUAUUAUGAUUUCCAACUUGGUUAAUGGAUUGCUAUAUUGCUUUUUCAUCAA
Molecule: messenger RNA, 1667 nt
Organism: Dioscorea cayenensis subsp. rotundata (Guinea yam)
Lineage: Eukaryota; Viridiplantae; Streptophyta; Magnoliopsida; Dioscoreales; Dioscoreaceae
Product: actin-7-like
Exons: 5
Coding region: 175-1308 (377 amino acids)
Source: RefSeq, a predicted model, not a curated record